This is a messenger RNA of Papaver somniferum (opium poppy), 1919 nucleotides long. Its product is annotated as O-glucosyltransferase rumi homolog. The transcript has 6 exons. Lineage: Eukaryota; Viridiplantae; Streptophyta; Magnoliopsida; Ranunculales; Papaveraceae. The record is from RefSeq and is a predicted model, not a curated record. Bases 152 to 1681 code for a protein of 509 amino acids.
AAAACUAACACCUGUAAAGAGAAUUGGGGAAGAGUCAAAUUUCCCACAAAAAUAUCCUACUCCUUCUCCUCCACCUGUCUCGUGAUUUUGCCCUCAUCAUCAAUGCAAAGAAAAGAAGAACAGAUCUGGAGAUUCUAACAGCUUUUCAGAAAUGUUAACUCUGCCAUUAAAGAGUAGAAACAUGAAAACGCCUACAGGAAUAAAAAUUACUUCAACACUUGUAUUCAUCUUCAUUCUCUUCUUUGUUGGUUACAUUUGUUCUCGCCACAUUGAUUCUCCUAUACUCAGAAAUAGUUUUAGCACGACCUCGAAAAACACCAAGAGUCUAAUUCAAAGGAAAGAAUCCCCAAAGAGAUUAGAGAUUCCACUUAACUGCUCGAAUGGAAACCUGACCAAUACCUGUCCUAUAAGUUAUCCAGGAACAUUAAUUUCGUCAACCAACACAGUCGAAAAUUCAUUACCCUCAACAAAAACAUGCCCUGAUUAUUUCCGCUGGAUCCAUGAAGAUCUUUGGCCAUGGAGAAAUACUGGGAUCACGAAAGAGAUGGUAAUGCGUGCAAACAGGACAGCAAACUUCAGAUUAGUUAUUGUUAACGGUAAAGCUUAUCUGGAAAUGUAUGAGAAGGCUUUUCAAACAAGAGAUACAUUUACUUUAUGGGGAAUUCUACAGCUACUGAGGAGGUAUCCAGGGAAGUUGCCAGACUUGGAUUUGAUGUUUGACUGCGUUGACUGGCCAGUUGUCAGCUCUAGUGAGUAUAAGCAACCUAACGCCACUGCUCCUCCACCGGUGUUUCGUUAUUGUGCAGACGACUCAACUUUGGACAUCGUCUUUCCAGAUUGGUCCUUUUGGGGUUGGCCUGAAAUUAAUAUAAAACCAUGGGACACUCUAUUGGAGGAGCUGAAAGAGGGAAAUAGGAAGAAGAAAUGGAUAGAAAGGGAACCUUAUGCAUACUGGAAAGGGAACCCUGAAGUAGCUGAAACCAGGAAAGACCUUCUCAAAUGCAAUGUCUCUGACAAACAGGAUUGGGGAGCUCGGCUCUAUGCCCAGGAUUGGGGGCAUGAGAUUCAAAAAGGGUUCCAACAAUCCAAUUUAGCAGACCAAUGCACUCACAGAUACAAGAUCUAUAUUGAGGGAUCAGCUUGGUCAGUCAGCGAAAAGUAUAUUUUAGCUUGCGAUUCUCUUACAUUGCUGGUUAAGCCCCUGUACUAUGAUUUCUUCACAAGAAGCUUAGAACCUAUGAAACACUACUGGCCGGUUAAGGUCGAUGACAAGUGCAGAUCCAUUAAGUUCGCUGUUGAUUGGGGUAACAGACACAAACAGAAGGUUCAGGACAUUGGAAAGGCUUCCAGUGAUUUCGUCCACAAAAAUCUAACGAUGGAUUUUGUUUAUGACUAUAUGUUUCAUCUAUUAAACGAAUAUGCCAAACUGUUGACAUAUAGACCUACAAUACCCCCAAACUCAGUAGAACUUUGUUCUGAGACCAUGGCUUGCCCAGCAAAUGGAGUUGAGAAAAAUUUCAUGAUGGCAUCCAUGGUGAAAUAUCCUAGUGAUAGUGGUCCAUGCAUUAUGCCUCCUCCAUUUGAUCCUCCAUCGUUUCGUUCUAUACGUUCAAAAAAAGAACAAUCUGUUAGAAAGGUGGAGAUGUGGGAGAACAAAUUUUGGAGCAGCCAAAUCAAAUAGUUCUUGAAGGUUAUCUGGUUAUGUAUCUUCCUUGCCACGAAUAUAAGUUUUCUUUUUUAAUAUAAACUUAAAGAAAGGUGUAUUUUACUUAUAAAUGUAUCAAUAUGAAAUUCCGUGUAUAUCUAAUUAUGAUUAUACUGUGGUCUAGCUCAUGUGUGGUGCGUGGUUUACGAUUGAAAACAUUUUGAGACGACCAGAGUUACAUGAUAAACUAGCAGUGAAUAAAGGAGUUAAUGCA